This is a messenger RNA of Amblyraja radiata (thorny skate), 1513 nucleotides long. Its product is annotated as proteasome subunit beta type-4. NCBI's taxonomy places the organism in Eukaryota, Metazoa, Chordata, Chondrichthyes, Rajiformes, Rajidae. Gene Ontology annotation, cellular component: cytoplasm; proteasome core complex. The transcript has 8 exons. The record is from RefSeq and is a predicted model, not a curated record. The coding region runs from base 35 to 772 and encodes 245 amino acids.
CUGUGGGGGGCGGCGCGUGCGCAGUUGGUGAAGGAUGAUGGACGGGCCGGAGCCCGGGAGCUUCAUGUCCGUCAACGUGACCGCGAACUGUGGAGGAAACCCCGCGAAGAGGACGAUGAGCCCGAUGGUGACGGGCACGUCGGUGCUGGGGGUGAAGUUUGACGGGGGGGUGAUCCUCGCCGCCGACAUGCUGGGCUCGUACGGAUCCAUGGCGCGCUUCCGCAACGUCUCGCGGCUGAUGAAGGUGAACGAGGCGACGAUCCUGGGGGCGUCGGGCGACUACGCUGACUACCAGCACCUCAAGCAGGCCAUCGAGCAGAUGAUCAUUGACGAGGACUUGCUCGGAGACGGCCACAGCUACAGCCCGAAGGCGAUCCACUCCUGGCUGACCAGGGUCAUGUAUAACCGGAGAUCCCGGAUGAAUCCUCUGUGGAACACAGUCAUCAUCGGUGGAAUAAACAAUGGCGAGAGCUUCCUGGGUUACGUGGACAAGCUGGGAGUUGCCUACGAGGCUCCGACAGUGGCCACGGGGUUUGGCGCCUACCUUGCGCAGCCCCUGAUGAGGCAGGUAGCGGAAAACAACGCUGUCAUCUCUAAAGACGAAGCCCGCCAGCUGAUCGAACGCUGCCUGAAGGUCCUGUAUUACCGAGACGCACGGUCCUACAACCGGUACCAACUGGCGACGGUGACAGCGGCGGGCGUGGAAAUCGAGGGGCCGCUAACGUCCGAGACCAACUGGGAUAUCGCUCACAUGAUCAGUGGGUUUGAGUAGAAGAGCUCGGAAUGUACAGCAGAUGAAGGAACAGGAGCUGAUCCUCUCCACAAGUUACAUCAAGAGCCAUUGCUGGUCCGAUCAUUGUGCCCAAAGACCCUACAGAGAGCAAGAUAGUCCACUCGACGAAAAAAACGUCGUACGGUCAUGGGCAGAUUCAUGGGGUAAUUCUCGGCCCCAUUUCCGUAACCGACUUCCGUCUCUGCACCAAAGAUCCCGUAGAAUAAUAAUAAUAUAUUUUAUUUGCAUUGCACAUAGGUGCAACGAGAUUUGGUAUGCAGCUUCCAUCCGAUGUCAUAACUCAAACAUCUAAUAAAAUUUAGACACCCGAGAAACAUGAUUUAUUAAAAAAAAAAAGAAUGAUAAAAUUUUUUAAAAAGGGAUACUAGUGCGGAGACGGAAGCCGGUUACGGAAACAUCCUCGUAAAAAUCAAAAGUUCUUUGGUAAAAAAUCUUCUCAUUUUCAGAAUUUUAAUUUGUUAACACAAACUGUUCCCCCGCAACGUUGAUUACACUGCGAAUCGGAUCGGGUUACUGAAAUGGCCGACGUUCCGCUCCGUUGCGUACUACACGUCAGCCCAUUGCAUUAAGCAGGACUGGUCUAUCUUGCUCCGCUAUAGGAUCUUUGGUUGUGCCUCUUGGAUUCUGUUGUUGUGUUUGCUUUAAUGCUUAUGAUGGGGGUGGGGGCAGGAAAUAGGGGUGGUGUUAAUGUAUGAAAAAUAAAGAACUCUUUGUAAGGAA